Rhopalosiphum padi (bird cherry-oat aphid) is the source of this 701-nucleotide messenger RNA. Its product is annotated as fatty acid-binding protein, muscle-like. Gene Ontology annotation, molecular function: fatty acid binding. The record is from RefSeq and is a predicted model, not a curated record. The transcript has 3 exons. Gene Ontology annotation, cellular component: nucleus; cytosol. NCBI's taxonomy places the organism in Eukaryota, Metazoa, Arthropoda, Insecta, Hemiptera, Aphididae. Gene Ontology annotation, biological process: fatty acid transport. The coding region runs from base 161 to 571 and encodes 136 amino acids.
CUCCGACCAGAUACGAAUUGAACAUAAAGUGCAUGUUAGAUGUUGACUAUAAAUUCACACAGUACCUUUAUACGCGUAUACAGUAAUCGUUUGACCGCCGGAAAGAAAAAUUAAAACAGUUUUUUAUUGGUUUGCAGUCAGUAAAACUAAAUAGUAAAGAAUGUCUCUGAUUUUUGAUAAAAAGUUCAAGCUGGAAACCAGCGAAAAUUUUGAUGAAUUCUGUAAAGCUCUGGGUGUUAUUGAGGUGAUGCGCACGUUGGGCAAAGUCAUGACUCCGGUGGUGGAGCUGACCAAAAACCAGGACGGUAAGUAUGUGUUGACGUGCAACACAAUGAUCAGAAACACAUCGAUCGAGUUCAACCUUGGCGAGGAAUUCGUCGAAGAAACAUUAGACGCCCAUAAAGUGAGGUCGAUCAUCACUCAGGAGGGCAACAAGCUGGUGCACAUUCAAAAAGGUUUAAGCAAUAGAAAAGAGACAACGAUAAUCAGAGAAUUUGAACCCGAUCAACUCAAAAUGUCGAUGACUGCUGAUGGAGUCACGUGUACAAGGAUUUACAAACCAAUCAAAUAAAUACGUCAUUACACGUUCGAACUAUUACUUCUGCAGUAUACCUACCUUUAUAUAUUGUAAUAUUAUAUUCAGAAAUUUAAACUGAAAUUUGACUUACUGUAAUAUAUUUUAAACAUUAAAUACAUAAUAA